AUGACUCUAGGAUUGAAUACUCCCACGUCCUCCCCCCAUGCCAUCCGACCCAUUGACAUCAUCAAUGCGCUAUCAAACCACUCGUCUGGGAAGCACAAUUCACUGUUCUCAUCCCGCGAACAUCAGGAUGCACAGGAGCUGUUUCAGCUUCUAUCUGAAUGUAUUAAGAAUGAGGCAACCGCCGUGGACAAGGAGGGAUAUCGGGACCGAGGCUUGGGAGCCCUUGCGCAAGGGCAAGGUCGCGCAGGCCGCGAGAUUGGCAAGAGCGUCUUCGAUGGCUUGACCGCAAAUCGGCGGAGCUGCGUUGAGUGCGGUUACACGGAGGCUGUGAUGCACUUCGCUUUCGACAAUUGGCAAUUAGCCGUACCUCGACUUGCGAGCUCAUGUCGGCUGGAGGACUGCUUAGAGGAUUAUACACGACUAGAGCUCUUAACCGACUGCAUCUGUCGCAAAUGCUCCAUGCUUGCGACAUAUCAGCGACUUGUACAGGAGGCGGAGAGGCUCGCAGAGGCAUUACGCACCGAGUCCUCCCCUUCUUCAUCCAAGAAGAAGCGUGCACAUGAUGCACGGAAGCUCGCGGCUCGCGUGAAGGCUGCGAUAGAUGAUAGUCGGAUGGAGGAGGACAUCAAGGGUGUCAAGUUAGAGAAAGUCUUCAGCAAAGCGUCGACAAAACAAGCUAUGAUUGCAAGACCACCACGAGUCCUCGCCCUUCACCUCAACCGAUCCAUGCAUUAUGGACAUUACGCAGCAAAAAACAACUGCCGCGUACAGUUCCCGGAGAUCCUGGAUCUCACACCAUAUACUACCUCUGGGCAGCUCUCUACCGUGCCAUCUGUACCCAUAUCCACCCCGCCUCCACCAAUACCUCGCAGCACAACACCUACACCUGCAGCAUACGCGACACCGCGCACACUCUACCGUCUUGCUGCCGUUGUGUGCCACUAUGGCCAACACUCCUUCGGCCACUACGUCUGUUUCCGGCGGAAUCCACGGCCACUGUCUGCCGGCACCCGCCGUUUCGCCCCGCCCAAACUUGCAUGCCCAUUGGGCUGUGAAUGCGAACACUGCGUGCGAUACGGUCCUAUUCGCGAUGAGGAGGGCCCUCCACCGAUACCCGGUCGUGGAUGGCUGCGAAUUAGUGACGACAGCGUGCGUGAGGUCGGCAUCGAGAGCGUCCUGCAGGAGGGCUCGGGGGCAUUCAUGCUGUUUUACGAGCGCGUCGUGAUGCCUCGGCCAAGCAUAUACCUUUCGCAUUCACCGCGCAGCUCGGAGGAGACGCUCCGUCCAGACGCCGCGCACACGAACGGCUCGUGCGUGUCCCUGCCGAGUCGCAACGGCGAUGCGGAGGAAGUCAAGGUCGUAAAACCCACACCGAAGUUUGUCGGCCCGCGAAUCUUCCAGAGCGUGUCGGCGCACUCGUCGAGAGGCAUGUCCAUGUCCCCGCCGGAUAGAGAGGCGGUUCCACCUUUACCACAGCCAACCAAGCCAGCAAAGCCUCGCGAACUUUCAGCGCAGAACGGUCAUGCUGAUGGCAAGGCUGCAGAACCGAAGAGUCUAAAACAAACUCCUCGGUCGCCGAAGCCGAAUGGUAUUGCUGCUGCUGCUCCGGUACGCACCGCAUCGUCCUCGAAAGCGAAGGCGUCAGCACCGAUGUCUCCCUCUCAUCCCCUCAGAGAACCACAACCACAACCCACAGCAGCGUCACAGCAGCUGGCUCCUCCCACCUCAACGGCAAGGCCAGUUGACCUCCGCGCAUAG
This is a messenger RNA of Postia placenta MAD-698-R-SB12, 1758 nucleotides long. RefSeq lists its product as hypothetical. Gene Ontology annotation, biological process: protein deubiquitination. Gene Ontology annotation, molecular function: cysteine-type endopeptidase activity; cysteine-type deubiquitinase activity. Lineage: Eukaryota; Fungi; Basidiomycota; Agaricomycetes; Polyporales; Adustoporiaceae. Bases 1 to 1758 code for a protein of 585 amino acids. The record is from RefSeq and is a predicted model, not a curated record. The transcript has 3 exons. Gene Ontology annotation, cellular component: cytosol; nucleus.